Molecule: messenger RNA, 8738 nt
Organism: Taeniopygia guttata (zebra finch)
Lineage: Eukaryota; Metazoa; Chordata; Aves; Passeriformes; Estrildidae
Source: RefSeq, a predicted model, not a curated record
UGGGCUCGCGAGGGGAGGAACCCGCGGGAGGACGCGGCGCCCGGCGCUUCUGCCUCCUCGUCCCGCCCCGAGCCGGGCCGGCUCCGCUCGCCGCCUUCCCGGGCCGCCCGGCCGUGCCAGCCGCCGCUGCUCUUCGUCACCCGCCUGGCCGGGCCGGCCGCAGGCCUGAGAGAGGCGGGAAGGAUGCCCUGCACACCCCGCCGCUGAGGGAGACUCGGGGGCCCUGCGCGCCGCGUCUGGCCAGCCCCACCCCAGCCGCUCCUCGGCCCUUCGCCUCCAGCGGCACGGAGCUUCCCUUAUCCCCCUCGCCCUGGGUUUCCUUUCUCCUGGACUAAGCACGAGCCGCUUCCCGCUCGCCCCCAGCCCGCUCCACCUCCCAGGCCUCUCUGCCCAGGCCUCCUCUUCUCCGGGUCUCUUCCUCCGCCUGGGCCUCCGGGCUCCUCACCUUCCUUCCUCCCUUUCCUUCCCCUUCCCCGCCCGGAGCCAUGUCCUCCGCCGCUCGUUUCGAUUCGUCGGACCGCUCCAGCUGGUACGUGGGCCCGGUGUCCCGGGCGGAGGCGCAGACGCGGCUGCAGGGGCAGCGGCACGGCAUGUUCCUGGUGCGGGACUCAUCCACCUGCCCGGGGGACUACGUGCUCUCGGUGUCCGAGAACUCCCGCGUCUCCCACUACAUCAUCAACUCCCUGCCCAACCGCCGCUUUAAGAUCGGCGACCAGGAGUUCGAGCACCUGCCCGCCCUGCUGGAGUUCUAUAAGAUCCACUACCUGGACACCACCACCCUCAUCGAGCCCGCGCCCAGGUAUCCAAGUCCACCAAUGGGAUCUGGAUCUGCCCCUGCUAUGUCCGCUGCAGAGGAAAACGUGGAGUGUGUUCGGACUCUCUAUGACUUUCCUGGCAACGAUGCUGAGGAUCUCCCAUUCAAAAAGGGCGAGAUACUGGUAAUUGUAGAGAAGCCAGAAGAACAGUGGUGGAGUGCCAGAAACAAGGAGGGUCGGAUUGGGAUGAUUCCUGUUCCUUACGUAGAAAAGCUAGUCAGAUCUUCAAUUGGGAAGCAUGGAAACAGGAAUUCCAACAGUUACGGUAUUCCAGAACCUGCCCAUGCUUAUGCUCAGCCUCAAACCGCAACUCCCCUUCCCUCAGUAUCCAGCACACCUGGAGCAGUGAUCAAUCCUCUGCCAUCCACACAGAAUGGACCAGUCUAUGCCAAAGCUGUCCAAAAGAGAGUACCCUGUGCUUAUGACAAGACUGCGCUGGCAUUAGAGCGUAGCAGAGUGUACACAUGCUGAAGAAGUGCUAGUGAGAGGAUGGCUUUGCUUCUUCACCUAAUCUUGAGGAAGGAAAGAGAUGUUUCCUUAAUCAUUGUAGAGUUCCAGGCGAAGAACUGACAGUGGCAUCCUCCAGAGAAAGGUAAAGAUUGGUGGCUUUACACUUAGUGGUUCUGAUCCUCAGCUGUGAGAUGCACUUGAAGAUCUUGUGCUGAGAGGUAAAAUCUGGGCAGAAUAUAUCAGAAAUAUUCUAGUCCCUUUUGCUUUGGUUUUCAAAAGUGGAAUUUAAGAAACCUUAACACCUAAACUGGGGGUAAGGAGUGUAGUGUAACCUCUAAAGUGCUGCAAGUUCCUGUGCUUGCUAUUGCAUUUUAAAUUUUAUUUUUAUUAGAGACAUCUUGUAAAACUUUAUAGAGUGUUAUUCUGUAAAUAAUUCAUAUUGUACUUCUAGUUUAACUGGAAUAAAUGAUUGAUUGGAAGAAGUUUGUCAAAGCUAUCUCCAGAAGACUGUUACUUUCACAUUUAGAUGAUACUGAAGGCUAAUUAACCUGUAAUUCAAAAAUGACUCACUGGAAAAAGUGAAAUUUGAGCAUGCUGCAAUACUUCCAGGCACAAAUGCAAGCAAACAAGCAUAGGAAGCAGCAACAUUUUAGCAAGUAAAAAAAUAAUGGUUUUUAAAAUACUUUUGAACUUUUCCUGUUGUUUUUGCUCAGUUACUUUGCAAGUUAAAGCCUAUGGCUGAUACUUUUGACUGAAAUUUGGAAGUUUAUAUUUGUGACUUCCCAUUAUUCAGAGUGCUCACCCUAAUUGCUUUACUCCUGUAUUUGUAAGACUUCUAAGGUUGCUCUUGUGGGGUUAAAAGUUAAAUAUGAAUCACUGGAAUUCCUUUGUCUUGUGAAAACUAGCAGCUUGAUAUUUGUGAACAGUGUGUGAAAAUUACCAUAGAACAAAGUGUAAAUUCACUGCCAACUGCACUGUACAGAAAAUUCCUGCCAAAACUACUCAUGCUUCUGAAAGCAAAGCAAGGCAAGUGAUUGAUCUUGUGAUGUUAUCAAUGUGUCAUGGAAUUACUUCAGGGAACUUGCAGAACCACUUGGAAGGUUGGUCCUUACAUAUCAACUUUUCUGACUUGUCCUUUAAGUGACCUAGUUAGCCCCAUCAGUUUAGCUACUCUAGAAUACCAGUAGGAUUAUUUCUCUGGCCAACAAAUAGGUUUGACUUGGUUUGAACCCUCAGAUUACUGAAGUUUGUUUGAGAGAUUCUUUUCAUCCUCUAAUCACUUACUGCCUCAUGUUUUUGUGUCUCUCAACACUGGCAUAUUUUGCCUUCCCGUGCCGUUUGUUUUCUUUGCAAGUGUACCUCAUCCACACUGUGGCUUCUCAAGAGGCUUCAGAAGCAGAAUUCUGGGAACUGUUCUACAUUUUCAUUGAAAUCAGUGACUGCAGCUUCUCCAUAUCUAUCCAUGCAUAGGGGACUUCAGCAACUUUUAUUGUCACAUAGGCUAUUCUUAAAGAAAAAAUAAUUCAGCUCCUUUUCAUUAUUUUUCUUUAGUUUGCCAAUCCCUUGCAGGAUCCUGAUAAAAUAUUUAAUCCUAGCCUUCUGAGGGCUCUACACAUUACUAAAUAAACUGAACCAUUUGAAACUUCUGUUUUGUAAGACCACUGAAAGUAGUGUUAGACAAAAAACAGGCUAUGGGACUGUUUUGGGGAAGAAAGUUAAUGGUGUUCUUUGAUAAAAAUAUUAUUUGAUAGUUCUCCCCCUCAGAAUAGGUGUACCCUAAGUGGCUGUUCACUUGUACAGGUAGCACACCUUGUGAGUGUAAUUACAUGGUUGCUGAUUGUGCAACCUCAUCUCAACUGAUAAAGCAAUAUGAAAGCAAAAUAUCUGUUUGCUGGCUGUAGCCUUGUGUGGCCAGCACACAGACAGUACUUAAAAGGAAGAGAAUAGCAUCUGGAGUAAAUAAAGCCAUGGCACAGUAAUCUGCUCGACUUCCUUUUAAGUGGAGCAGUGUCAUUCUUCUUGGUUCAGCUUGAAAAUGGGACAAGCUCCCUGCCUGCAAGGCCAGUGUUUCCAUUGUACACUAUUGUUUACAGAAGCUGACAGAAUUUUUCCUUAAGAAAAGGUAAGAAUUUAUAGCCUAUUACAGUGAAGUUUGUUUUGUAAGCAAGUUUUUUUUUGUUGUUGUUUUUUUAAUUUAUUACAUGAAAAAUAUAAGUGACCAAAUGACUGUUCUGCAGAAAAUCUGAAAUGAGAUCUGAUAGAUUGGAUACAGAUAAAUUCAACUAGUGAGUUUAGAAGUGUGACGAUUUAAGAGCAACUACAAUUUUACUUCUGUAGGAUAGUAGUAGGGCAUUUAUUUUUGCUGGGCUAAGUUUAUUUAACAUUAUAUAGACUCACAGAGUGGUUUGGGUUGGAUAGGACCUUAGAGCUCAUUUCUUUUCAACCCCUGCCAUGGGCAGGGACACCUUCUACUAACCCAGGUGGAUCCAUCCAGCAUGGCCUUGGACACUUCCAGGGAUGGGGAGUUCACAGCCUCUCUGGGUAACAAUAUUGGUGUUAUUGAAGUUACUAAUGCCUAAGUCUUGACUCGAUCCUAUUGUGUUAUAUACCCCACUUUUAUUCUCUGAAAUUAAAAAAUAAAUUUUAAUUUGUUUAUAGGCUAAAAUGCUAGUUUUAAGUAUAGACAAUAUCUCAAAGCAUACAGCUGGUGGUACAUGUAAUUUUGUGCAUCUCCCUGCACCAGGGAACAGUUAAUAAAGUCUACAAUAAAUUACAUAUAUUUCUAAGAUUUACUUAUGCUCUUAUCUGUUGAGUUACUUUCACAGUUUAGAUUUAUUGUUUUUAAUGAAUAUGAAAUUCUACAGAUUGAAGUUUGUAGCUUCUGACUACAACUAACUUCAUUCCUAAUAUGUGUACAAUUUUAUGGAUACUGCAUUAAAAAAACCCAAACCACUAAACAAGCAAGCUACAAAAUAAAAAUAGAAACCACCAAACCCAACCCCUAACCGAAAAGCUCAACAGCAGAGGAGCCAGGUCUGUUUCUUUACUUGUGUACUUCUAGCCAAGAAGCAAUUUCCUUCCUUUCUGGUGCUGUAGAGGAAGGGCUACAAAGGACAGGGUUACAGUGUCCUGUGCUUAUUGGGACCAAAACUCUGCACCACAGGGUUAUGCAUUGCUGUUCUUCCAUCCUCCUGAUUACUAUGGGAAAACCAGGAGGGCAAUCACUGUUCCAAGGACUUACACUUUAAGAAGGUGAUUGAUUUGACUCUUUGGCAUCUUACUGUGAUACAGAGCAGCAAAGUCUACCUGAAAGUUUCCCAGCCUUUAAAAACUUGUAGUAAUUCUAUAAGCAGUCUAUUAGAAACAGUGUGAAGCCUUGUUUCAAACUGACAGGCUCUAACCAGGACAUGAACAACAAAUUCUACAGUCACUUAAAACAUGGAAUGAAAUAGGGUGAGGAGCCAGACAGCAGGAGACCAGCAGCAGCCGUCAGAUUUAUACUUGUUGAACUCAAAAAAAUAUUCUUAAAUGUAUCACCAAUGCUCUAAUCAGUGUCAUAGUAAAUUUUGAAGGCCACAGUGGUUCUAGAGAUCAUUUCCAGACUUAAUAGUGUUAUGGAAUCAAAGAUUUAUUUUUUCUUUUUAAACAUGAGUUGUACUAUAUUUUUAAAAGUUUUUAUACUAGUGUUUUAUAGACUUGUGUCUGCAUUAUAGUAUUAAGUAGCUUACCUUUUUGUAAUGUAGCAAUCAUACACGUAUAUAUUUGCUAGUACAAAGUUACCCUGUCACUGAAAUGUUUUGGUUAAAUAAAUAUCCAUCCACCAUAAUUAUAUAACUGACUUAUAAUAUUUCUCUUGAGCUUGUUACAAUUAGGUUACAGUUAACUUUUUCCCUCUUCAAAGGGAAGUUGAUACAAGUAGGCCAAAAUGUGCUAGCAGUAGAACUUUCUUAAUUAGGAAAUUAGGCUACUUCUUUCAGUAGACAACAAGCAUUGUGUUUUUCUUAAGCCAAGGAAAUUUAGCCUUGCUGUGUUACACAUUAGAAUGCAUCUAACCCACAAAGUCUGAAUUUUAAGCAAAGUAUUGAUCCUAUAUUUGUGUAGUGUGAGCUAUUGAUCAGGGAGCUUUAGUUGCUAUAACUGUUGAACUGAAAGUGAACUCUCCAAAUUCUGUAUAGUCACGACAGUGACUCAAUCUGAAGGAGACAGACUAGCACCUGUAAUGAAUGCAGCACUUAUUUGAUGCUGCAGCCCCUGCUCUGACAGCUUUCCUGGCUCUUGGUGAAAUGCAAAGUUCCUUUGUUUUAAUCUGUUCCUAGGUGAGGCCUGGUUAAUUGCAUCUAGCACUUCCAGGAAUGGAUGAAGCUUUUCCUCUGAACUCUUUGAUUCUCCAGUUUGGGCAUCAAUUGUGUUCUGGCCCAGAACAUCAGAACUGAAGGAUAAUUAGGCUGUGCUUUUAGCUUGGUGCUUUCUUGGAUCUUCCAAUACAGCAGCAGUUCCUUCAGUGUCCUUUUGUCCUGUUUGCAGAGUGGCUGAACUCUGCCUCUCUUGUGUAGCUCCUCACUUUGGGGACAGUGGGGUAUCAGGUAUUUUCUCAGUGUUGGACCUGAAGAACUGUUUUGUUUUGAUAUUGAUGUUAGUGUUACCAGAGGAGGUGAGCUGUGACACUAAUUAGGAUAAUGACUGAGAUUUAACCCCCUGUAGAUUCCAGAGAGCAAUGUUUUCUAUAGACUGACCCCAGUGGGCUAAAAUGAUGAUUUAGAAUUUUAAUGCAUUUUUAUCUCCUUAAACUUAUAUUACAGAACUUUAUCAGUCAUAGAACUAUUAACAUAGAAUUGUUGGAAUAUCUGUAAAACUCAUUGAAUUGGCUGACUAAAAUGGCUUGCAGGAAACCUUUUGCAGAGUAUGAAUCAGCUUCAAAUGGAAGGCAGGUAUGGAAGAGUCUAGAGUGAAUGAAGUAACCUUUCUGACUGGCAUGUUCCACAGCUUCUGUUUCCCCAGGGCUUUGAAUUCAUGCUCUAACAAGGACAUAAUGAAAGAUGCUAUCUAAAAUACAUUUUGAUUUUUAUCAUUUGGGUGUAACCAAAUGGCUGCAUUUCAGAAGUAUUACUUCAGCAGUGAUACUUCAUUCCAGCCAUGCUGGUGUGCUUCACAACUGGAUUAACUUGUCUGAGAGAUGCUGAGUCUAAGGAAGUGUUCUCCUCAUCUGUAGAUAAGGGCUAUUAGCUGUCCAGAGUCAUACAGGAAGUUUGUGGCAGAGAUGAGAAUAGAACCACGUCUCCUGACUCUGUCCUGUGCCUAAUCAUAAGACAAUUCUUCUCGCUGCUUUAAAACAUUCUCUAAAAAAGCUAGUGUGUUAAAUAAUUUUAGUGGGAGAUUGGACCUCAGCUGACCAUGCUAUAGAUGCUUUACAAGGCAUUUAUGAAAUAAUGCUUUUACUUGGGGGAAAAAUACAUUUGAAAUGAAGGUCCUUCAGGUAAGAUCCAUGAAUAAGUCCAGCAUGAAAUCAAGGUUCCUGCACUAAUUAUUUCAACAUGCUGUUUCAUUUAGUCUUCUCAGAGAAACUACAUUUUUAAAAUAAUACAGCACAAGAGGAUAUUCAGCAGCUUUCAUAAAAAAAAACCCUCUCAAAAAUAGUUGAAAGUUAUUGCAAAUUAAUUUACUAUUCCAGUGGUUCUCAGCAUAUGGGAGUAUGUUUUGAGCAGCUUUUUUCAGCCAGCUCUCUUUAGUGGCAGAUGCUGGUAUGCAGCAGCUUUGCCCACUUAGCAGUAUGAAGGACAUUUUACAUCAUUAAUCUACAGAGCAGUUUGUUGCCAUACAAUAGGAGACAUAUUUUAAAUACUCUUUUCACUCAGCUGAAGCAAAGAUUUCCAAACCUACUCACACUGUGAAGUCUUUCAAAACCAAGCUGAAGAAUAUCUGUUCUAGAGCAUCAGAAUGAAUAUUGGCUUGAUCUCUACAGCACAUGAACAGAAUUACUUUGUCAGACUCAGAAAAUGCAGGUCCACUUUUUUGAUUCAAAAGAUUAUUUUUAAGAUUAAAGGGUUUGAGAGUGGGUUUGGUUUAUGAUGUAGUGAAAACACAACUCAUUAGCUUUAAACUGUUGUGAUGUUAACUGCAUCUUCCUCAGGCUGGGUCUAGAAUUUGGAACUUACAUCUGUCUUCAAGGGUUAUUUAAAUGUAGCAAAUGUAACACUGAGUAUUUAUAGAUCUUAUCAGCAUUUUCCUAAAGAAACAUUUGCUGGGUUCCUGUUUAGGUCAUCUUGUUACUAUUUAAAGCUUUCUUGAGUGAGGAGUCUGACAAAUUGUGCUUUUUAGCAAAUAUACAAUCAGAGCAUGCUGCAGCAGGCCCUGGAGACUGAAAAGCAGUCAGGCAGAUUCUGUGUGUACACGCAGUGUUUAACUGCUUAAUUCUGUAUGCUGACUUCAUGUUUGAGUUUAGGAGCAGCAAAUAUAAAAUUGUCCAUUUAAGAAAGGUAUAUGGCCUCAGUGGACUUCAAAGGAUUUUCUCCCCUCUCAAAAGCACAAGAUUACAAUUGUUCCAAGUGAGACAGUCUCAAAUAUGGGAGGCAGACAGAACGCAGACGGCCAAAGUAGUGAAGAAAAAGUAGGGAAGCAGAGCAACAUGUAAGGCUUAAAUCUCUGAGAAUAGUUUCAAAGUUCAAUGAAUUUUAUUUUAAGAGACAUUACACUGAGUGUCUGACUGCCAACCAGUUUAUUAUAGUAUCUUAAAUUUCACUUCAGGGUUCUUGCUUCUGUGUGAUCUUCAAAAAUACCUGUUACAGUAAUGGGCUUAAUGGGUUAAAUGGGCUUCAAAUCAUCUAGUGACAUACACAUUGUUUUGUAAACUCAGGGCUUUUUCUUUAACAUAAAAUAUACAAGUCUCACCUGAAAAGUUUAAGGAUGUUGCCAAGGGCCUACCUUUAACCGGUCUGAAUUUCAAUACUAUUUAGAAAAUGUAGACAAAUUGCUUUCUAUGCUGUAUCAAUGUCUAUGUUUUCCUUAAUAAGAUUAAAGCUAGUUUCCUUUGAAUUUCACAGCAGUAGUUUGAUAACUGAGACUCAAUUACAAAGAGCUUGGACCUAGUUUGAGAAAGAAACAAACUGUUGGGCAUUGGUCAUAGGCUGGUUCUACUGUUUGUAAAAUUAGUUUUUAGCUGCUAAUGUCACUUGUCUAAUAUUUAUUUUAUUUAAUGUAGUUACCACAUAGAGUCAAAUAAGUAAACAGGAAGGGAGGGGGAAAGUUAGAGAGCUGCUGUAAUAGACCACGUGUUCAGCUCUCCAGAAGCAUCUCAGAAGAAUGAGUAUUUAGCUUGUUUUAAAAGCUUCUUGUCAAUUUGGAUGUUUCAUUUUGUAAAUUGUCCUAAUCCAGAUUAAAUACAGCAGUUGAACAGUGAGAGUAUAAUUUGUCAUCAUUUGGGCUGUUGUUUCUUGCUUGAUCGUAGCUUAGACUUCUCUCAUUUUCCACUGCCAGAUA